Messenger RNA from Trypanosoma grayi, 336 nucleotides. RefSeq lists its product as hypothetical. The coding region runs from base 1 to 336 and encodes 111 amino acids. The record is from RefSeq and is a predicted model, not a curated record. The transcript has a single exon. Lineage: Eukaryota; Euglenozoa; Kinetoplastea; Trypanosomatida; Trypanosomatidae.
AUGGCUGGCAGAGGCACAGCAGCAGCAGAAGCAACAGCAUGCUGCGCUAGUGGGUGGGACAGCCGUGGGCUUGACGUGGCCGUCGUGGCGGCAGCAGGAGCAGCUGCGUCACCACCACCCCUCCGCACGACGGCGGCACGAGAGGCUGAACAGGAGCCAGCACCCUCCUCGUCAGCCCCCCCCCCCNCCCCCCCCUCUGCCGUUGCUGCCACACUUACUGGUGGUGUGAACGUUGCGGAGAAACGGCAGGCGUCGGCGUAUGCGGGUGAGGAGCGACACCGCGCCCGGCAUAUUCAUUGGCUGUGGCUUCUCAUUCUCCUUUGCCCCCCUGCGUGA